Messenger RNA from Heterostelium album PN500, 8943 nucleotides. RefSeq names its product WD-40 repeat-containing protein. Gene Ontology annotation, biological process: vacuolar acidification. Lineage: Eukaryota; Evosea; Eumycetozoa; Acytosteliales; Acytosteliaceae. The transcript is spliced from 14 exons. Gene Ontology annotation, molecular function: protein binding. The record is from RefSeq and is a predicted model, not a curated record. Gene Ontology annotation, cellular component: RAVE complex. Bases 1 to 8943 code for a protein of 2980 amino acids.
AUGUCGAUCAUCAAUGCUCUAAAAACACUAUUCACAACUUCAAAUCAAGUAAAAGUCAAUAAUAAUAAUCAACAAUUUGUAAGAGAUGGUUUGAUAAUCGUCAUAACAACAGAGGUCAGUCAGUUCUUUAGUGAUUGUCAAAAAUGGUUGACAAAAAUAGCUAAAUCGAAUAUCACCUCAAUAGAGAUUACUUCUACAACCCAGAGCAUUCAAUGUCCGUACCCAUCGAGCAUCAAGGAGAUAAUAACUGAAUCUCAAAUCAAUGUAGAUAUGUUACCGAUUGGAUUGGAAAGGUUGAAAGUUAGAGUAUUGUCAAUUGGCGAUAUUCCAGAGAGCGUUACUCAGCUGACGAUCGAGUGCAGACACUCGUAUCUCACAAUCUGCCGAGCAAUGAUUCCUUCCGCUGUUAAAUAUCUAAAUCUACAGGGUUUUGUCGAGUUCCAAAAAGAACCGUUGGCUUCACUUGAAUAUUUGGAAACGCUACAUCUCAAUGUAUCAGCGUUGUAUGAACACACAGUAGCCAAGUUUCCACCGAAUCUCAAGAGCCUAUUCCUACCAUACCACAUAAUGAAAUACAGUCAAAACCAAUUGGUAUUUCCUGAGGGGUUAGAGUUUUUGCAAACAAGUAGUGCAAAUAGCGAGAUCAAAGGAUUAGAAAAAACAAGACUCAAAACCAUCCAUCUACGGAAUUCUUCAAUACUAUCAGUAACGAAAUUACCAAAUUCACUCGAAACAAUCAUAGCUGGUACGAUUCCACAGAAUUGUUGGCCACCAACCGUAAAGCGGAUAGAGCUGAAUGUCUCUGAUUUCUGUGAUAUACAGAAUAUUACAAUGAUUCCGAAAUCGAUUACAACAGUCAAUAUCUGUUUCAAUGGGAGAGCCAACGAAUUAAGAAGAUUAUCAGAUAGAUCGUUUUUAGUGAUUGGUGAUAACAAAGCAUCUAUAAUUCAAUUGAAAUAUUUUAUUAGAUAUUUAUUUUUGUGUAUGUCAUUGUCUGUAUAUACAAUUGAUAAAGUUCCUAUUGGUGAGGCCUCUAUUUACAAUUAUAUUCUUCCUCAUCAUAUUUCAAAUUCGGUUAUCGAAUUUACAGACCAAGGUGGUAAACUCUUAAAUGGAUAUCAAGUUAUCACCGAUAGAACUAAACACAUUUAUAUUAGAGAGCCCAGUGUUAGGAUCUAUUGGGACGAUUCGGAUGAUGAUCCAGUUCUUAUUGCCGACCAAGGUAUAGAUUCUUUGAAAAUCAAAGAUUCUCUAAAGUUGGUUUCUUUCGAUUUAAAAAGAAAGAACGAUGUAUCUGGAAAAGUAGUAUUGAGUCCUUAUAUAGCUGGAAGUUAUACACUCAUCAAUUAUGAAAAAAAAAAUGUAGAAUUCAAAAGAUUCACUAUGAUUCCAAGUCAAAUAGUGACUGGAGCAGCGAAUCCAAAUCCAAAUACAUUCUCAUGUACACAUCUCAAUGAUGAGAUCUAUUUUGCAUAUUCAUCUGGUAGAAACGUCUACAUCCUAAGAGGUGGUUCGCUCAACGUACUACAAGUAUUGACCGGUCACAAACAAGAUGUAAACUGUGUUGUAUUUCGUACUGGUGAUUCUUUACUAUUAACUGCAUCAUCAAAAGAGAUUUAUCUAUAUAAAAGAAUUGAUAAUAAUAAAUGGGAAAGAUUAUUGGUAAUACCUAAUCUAUUUGAUAUAAAUACAAUAUGUUGGUUGAGCGCAACUAGUUUUAUAGUGGGUGGAGAGUUUCUGGCGAUUUGGAAGUUGGAAUUCGAACAGAUCAUGAAGAGUUACUCGUUGCAAAAGUUACAGGAUCAACAGCAUCAAUCUACUAGCUAUACCACUAGAAGUGCUAACGAUGCAAUGCGUGUCGAUGCUCGUGAGCAAAAGCUAUUUAGAAAGCAGGCCUAUGUUACAUGGCGAGCGGACUGUUCGCAACCGAUCUACUAUGUGGCGGCUGCACCGGACGGUUCGAUGUUUGCCACCGCCGGAAAGUGUGACCGUAUGCUCAAGGUCUGGUAUAUCCAGCCAAAGAUAAAAACGCGUGCAUCCGACGAAGAAUCUGCAGCGGCAGUCGCAGCAGCAGCAGCAGCCGCCGCAGCCAAUGCAGCGCUCCACGCACAGCCAGUUCGCACCAAAGGAUUCUUCAAAGAUGAAUUCAACAAGUUGACCAGUAAAGAACCUAAAUACACAUUAAAGAAAUCGACUGCAGUUGAAAUGGAUGAUGAUCAACAACAGCAACAACAGCAACAACCAACUAUUCAAAUGAAUGCUAGUAUAUCUUCACCAUUGAUAUCUUCACCAAUGAUUGGAGGUGGCGUUGGUAGUUUAGCAAGCAAAAAGACUAAGAAAAUAGAGAGUGAUUCCUAUGGAUUUAUUUAUCUUCCGCAUCCACGUGCAAUCUCUUGGAUAUCGUGGCGUUCUCGUAGACUGCAGUUCAACGUAUCCAAUAUUAUUCCAGCAGGUGCCGAAACUGUAGAUUGGAUAUUUUCACUAUCUCCACAAAGAGAUAUAAAUAAUAAUAACAAUAGCAAUAGCAAUAGCAAUAAUAGUAAUGGUAGUAAUCAAGAGAGUGGAACAAGUAAAACAGAUAAUAAUAAUAAUGUAGACGGUCAUAACGAUAUCGAUAAUGUUGAACUGAGUAAUAUGAAAACACCUAUCAUGUUGAGACAGAAAGCGAUCGCUCAGUUGGCCAAGUCGAAACCGGUUGUCGAUUGGAUAUUGGGAAUCAAAGCUGAUGGAACACUGGUUCUUUGGAAGUUGAGAACCGAUAAUUCAUCGAGUAAACAGACAUCGUCUAUUUCACUAUCCAUUAAAGCACAGAUUCUAUCACCACAAGAAGUUGGACCCAACAGAAUCUUUGCAUUAUACCAACCAAAUUCAAUCACUGACAACACUCCUUCCACCAUUACCAUCUGUGUCAAUUCUGUAUCCGGUGCCAUAUCCUGUAGAAAAUUCUUUAUUCAAAAUCAAAAUCAAACUCAAAUCACCAAUACGUCACAUACAUCAAGAUGUUUUGGACAUAAAUCAACGAUAAAGAAACUUAGUGUUUCAAAUUCAUCACCAUAUUUAUCAUCGAUCGAUCGAAACAAUAGUAUUAUAUUGUGGCAUAGUUGGUCGGAUUCCAGUAGAAUACAGUGUCCUUAUCGUUUGAUAGAUGCAGGAUCGGUUGGUGGCAAUGUUAAUUCUCUGGCUUGGUCACCGACACACAAUUACUUGUUCAGUGCAAGUAAAGAAGGUAUUCUCGUCUACCAGAUGGAUAGUCACGAGCAUAAUCAUCGUUUGUUAAAGCUGCCGAUUGGUGUCAUCGAUCAGUCUAGCUUUGAGGGUGCCGACGAUUGGAUCGAAGAGGUACAUGUCAUCGAACCACAGAAACACGUAUAUCCAAAGGAAAUGUUGCCACUGCACCAAUAUUUCAUUGUUGGACUCAGUAAAGAUGGUCAUCGUAUCUAUGUUUGGGGUGUUUCCAUUGAAAAGUCAACACUUCAACAACAGCGUAACCUUGAUCAACAGUUGAAUGGUGUCAUUCCAAUAUCCACUUCCAAUGGACAUGUUGCCAACACCAAUCCAACUGCUGCUGUUGCUGCUGCCACUACUGCUACAACUGCUACAACCAAUGCCAAUACGAAUGUCGCUACUACUAGUACACCUGCUUCAGUACUUUCCGCUUCAACCAAAGAAUGGAACAAGGAUUUGUAUUCUUCGGCUACUGUCAUUCCAGCCAGUCAGGGUGGUUUACUUCAACACUCGACAUCCUCAUCUACACCACCAUCGCUGAUCUCAUCGAAACUACUUGCUGUCAAAGAGUUGGAUAGUGAAUCUCGUAUCUCUUGUAUCUGUGCAGCACCAAAAGGUAUCUCCAAUGGUAUAUCAACGAAAUCACUCUACGAAGGAAUGUUACCAGAUCAAUCAGCAACACCAACCGCCACCACCACCUCUGAAACUGCCAAUAGCGAUACUUUCUCAUCGUCAUCGACCAAAUCAAAGUUCUCUUUUGAAAAUAUAUUAUCUCAUCCCAUUUGUAUUACCGGUAGUAUCAGUGGUAAUAUUACUGUUUGGUCUUUGACUCCACACACCAAUCCAGAGGAUACUUCCACAGCUGAUUCUCUCAAUCCAAUAUGGCGUCUAACUGAAACCUGUAGUUAUUCAGCGUAUCAGCAUCCAGUGGUAGCUGUUAAACCAGCGUAUUUCGGUCGCUUUGCUUCGACUCCAUUCACCACUUCACCCAACCCCGAGAUUCACAUCUGGGAGCUUGAAUCCAACACACCCAAACUUCAACUGGAGGAAACCAUAAAGUUGGGAGAUCAUUCCGAGCAGUCUGGUUCCAUUUCCACUGUUGUUUCACCAAAUAUCAAUUCGACAAUGGAGAUUCCAAACGAUGAAGAUUCCACCGGUAAUCAAUGUUGUUUCAGCUUCACCUAUUUCGAAGACGGUGCAGCUAGUCUUGCCGUUGGAUUCGGCAGUCAGAUUCGCGUACUCAGAAAGCCAGUCGAUAGAACCAUUGGAUCGUACAAGAGCUCAUGGAUUGAGACUCACCGUUAUACCGACUUGACUUCGCCAGCUCAGAACAUAGAGUGGGGCAAAGACUUGGAGUUGUUUGUUACCAGUGGCAAUCAGAUGUUGGUCUUCACCAAAUGGAUGCGUCCAAAUCAGAACCUAAUUUCACUUCUCGAUGGUACCAAUUCCAAUCUGGAAACAACAUACCACCAACACUCGAUUUUGAAUCGUUCACUCUCCUAUUACCACCCAAAGUUGCUCACAGAGUAUAUGAUGGCCGGUAAAUUUGAAAAGGUUGAAAAGAUUCUGAAAUAUAUAUCGGCAUAUCUCAUUAAUCGCUUCCCGAUCGACGACGAUGACUUACCCGAAUUCCCAACACAUCCAAUCCAUCUGCCAUAUAUGAAGUUGGAGGAGUUGAUCUCCGACGACAUGGUGGAAACGACCGACAAGAAAGCAGGAACAGAAGACGAUAUCGAUGCGAUCAACAGUAAAUACUUUGCACGUGACAACGAUAGCGAUGAAGAAGAUCAAUUCACGAUGAAAGACGACACCAAUAUCUUUACAAAGAAACAAGCGGCUCAGUUGAACGAAAUCCUAUCGCACGUUAAAUUGGCUGGUUUGUUGAAUAGCGAGCAAAUCCAAUUGUUGGCACUUGCCGAUACCUAUGGACAAAUCGGUGAGAUGCGUGGUGGUCUCGACGAGAAUGGAUCGAGAUUCCUUUUGGUGGUAAAGAUCUUCCAGUUCUUGAGACGUUCGCUCAAUCCUCAGGAGCGUCCCACCUCGCUUUCCGCCACCGAUCUGCUCUGGGCACUUCAUUCCGAGGCACAGGAAACUAUUCUUCAAAAUUGUUUCCCAUCCGAACCACUCUGGGAGGAUCUCAAACAACUUGGUGCUGGUCUGUGGAUCAAGUCACCAAACACCUUGCGUACCACCAUUGAGAAGCUUGCCAAGACAACCUACUUGAUCAACAAAGAGCCAAGUGAUUGUGCACUCUACUAUAUCGCAUUGAAUAAGCGUGGAUCCCUCAUUGCACUACACAAAGCCUCCAAGAAUGUCAAGCACGUAGAGUUCCUCUCUCAGGAUUUCACUCAACAAAAGUGUAUCAAUUCUGCCGCGAAAAGCGCUUUCCUCUUGCAGUCCAAGCAUAAAUACGAUUUGGCAGCAUCGAUGUUCUUGUUGGCCGGUGAUUUGAAACAGGCGAUCAACUUGAUUCUUCAGGUCAAAGGUGACUUCCAACUUGCCUAUGUGAUUGCCCGUCUCUUUGAAGGUGACGGUGGAGCAACAUCACAAAUGAUUCUCCAGGAUCACGUCAUUCCACACGCCAAAAAGACAGAUGACCGUUGUCUUCUCUCCAUUGCCAAUUGGCUCAGCAAGAAAUAUGAAGAUUCACUCAAAGUACUGUUGCCAUCGACCAUCAUCGAUGAUACUCGCAAAAAGUUGGACGAACACCAAACACAUUCACCUGCUAUCUCUCUUAAUAGUUCACGUUCAUCGCUAACACACACCACCAGUCCAAAACCAAUGAGUAACGUACCGUCACAAACGAAAUCGAUGAACAACAACGACAUCUCUGCACAUCUCAAAGUGUCAGAGAUGGGUCCUUCCGUAUUAUAUUUCUUUAGAUUCCUAAAGAAUCAUGUACUUCUCAAACAGGUCUCUGACGAGAAGAAAAAGGAUGCACCGUUCCUCAGAAGCAGUACUUACUCCUAUCUAAACAGCGGUUGUUCCUAUUUGGCACUGGAGAAUAUCGAAGAUCUCGAAGCAACACAUCCUACAUUGGUUGCUCCGACCAUCAUCGACGAAUCACCGAAACUCGAGGAACAAAACACACCAAAGCCAAUGACAGCCGACGAUCUUGGUUUGGAUUUCGGUGGUACCUCUACAUCAAGAGUAUCAAACGAUCUUGGUUUGGAUUUCGGUGGUGGAUCUACUUCUAGUUCCUAUUUCAAUACAUCGUCAAACUAUGAUAUGGGAUUAGACUUUGGAACGACCUCUAGUUCCUACGUGAAAUCCAAUGAUAUGGGUCUUGACUUUGGUGCUCCAACCUCUAGUUCCAACUAUUCCUCUUCAAAUUAUGAUAUGGGAUUGGAUUUCGGAUCGACCUCCAACUCCUAUGUCAAGUCGAACGAUAUGGGUCUUGACUUUGGUGCUCCACCUACAACCACCGCCAGUUCCUACAUGGGAUUGGACUUUGGUGAACCAACCGUGCCGACUCCAAACAUCGUUGUCAACGACCAAGAGUUGCUGUCAUCGCGAAAGUUGAUGAAGCACGACCGUGAGAAGAUCUCACUCUAUCCGAUGAUCGACAUUGAAUUGAAAGCCAAGAUUGUCCUACAGCUUCUGAUACACGAUAUCGUAGCAUUCAUCGAAUCAAACACAUGGAAGGAGAAUCAAUCGAUAUUCGACCAUAAUCUAAACCUUCUCUCUGAGAAAUACCGACUUGACCGAACAUUGAUAAUCGAUCGACUUAUUCACUAUUGCUCGAAUCGUCAGUACUAUAAGCAAGUCGUACAUCUCACUUCUUUGAUUGGAAAGAAUCCAAAUCAUUUCUUGGAUACCACUUGUCACAACAUUUUGAAAUCGAUAUUCAAAACCAGUGAUUACAUUCAAAGUCAACAACAAUCGGAAUACUUGAUCAAGUUAUCAUUAGAGUUAUAUUCAUGUCUAGAAGAUAUUCAACAAACUAGUGUAGUUAUAUUCACAAUAUAUAUUAUGUUAUUCUUAUCAAGUUGGGGUAGAUCAAGAUUCGAUAUAUUAAUUUUAAUUUUCCAAGAAAAAGGAUUACCUGAAUUAAUAGCAAAUGUUCGAAAGUUAAAGAAUCAAUACAGUGAUAAUCCAAUCAUGGAUGAAAAUGAUGAGGAAGAAGAUGAUGAAGAUGAUGAUCUCUAUAAAGAUAAACAGAAAUUAGCUGAAGAAUUAUUGGUUAAGAAAUGUUUACAAAAGAUAUUUGAUUUAUUCUGUUUAAGAAAAUUCAAAAAGAUGUAUGAUUUAAUUAUUAAUACUUUAGAGUAUCAUCAAGUCUAUGAUAUCAUUCAUCAGAGAAUUCAUUAUUGGUUUGUUUCCAUUCAGAACAAAUUCCUCACCGCUCCACAUCAGAUCUUUGAACUCUUCUACAAGAAACCAAACCAAGAAGCUGGUCCUAACCUCUUGAAGUUGGUCAAGAAAUUCAGAGAUUUCAACACUGAAAAUCAUGUCGAACUUUGGAGUUCGAUGGUCAAGGACAAUGAGUUGCUAGAGCUACUCUCGUUCAAGCUGAUACCAGAGGAUCAACGUUCAAGCGAUGCAAUGAAGCAAUCUGGACAAGCUGCAAGUGGAAAGCGUAUCAAGUAUGAAGACGUCGUUGAACUCUACAAGGACAGUGAUUUACUACAAUCAUUCUGUGUGGAUACCAGUGCACCAGAGAUUCAGGUGGUUGCCGUUGCCACCACCAGAGGAAUACGUGAGAUCGAUCUCAAGCAAUCACAUGAAUCAUCGCGUGACGACUUUGAUAUGGAUUCGGUUGGUGGUGCCGACACCUUCCUCUCACCAACCAUGACAAAGAAGCUGCGUAUCUCCUCCAAGUCAAUCUCGACUCUCAAAUUCAAAAACAAAUCUGGUGUCUUUAAGAACCCAUUCUCCAACUCUAAGCAGGUCGAUCACAAUAUCAUUGUACAGUGUCUAGAGUCUCAUCCGGAUUCGCCAUACUAUCUCUCUGGAGGUAUCGAUGGAAGUGUUUGUUUGUGGCAGUUUGGAAUACCAGAGGCAUUGGCUGCCUAUCAACUCCCGACUAAACCAAGAAUUGUAAAGUGUAAAUUUAAUCAAAGUGGUUCCAAGUUUGGUGCAUGUGAUAUGGCCGGUAACAUUAUGUUGUGGCAAUUCUCUGCACAGGAGAAUACACUCAAUCCUUUCUACACACUACAGGCACACUCGAAACAGUGUUUGGAUUUCACAUUCUUGAAUGCCGGUAGUCUGUUGGCAACAGCAGGUAUCUCUGUCGAUUCAAAGAAGGACGUUUGUCUUUGGGAUGUCUUGUUACCACCACACAAAUCUCUGGUAGCGUCUUACAUCGAUCAAGAGAGUGGAGCAUCCUCGAUAACCUACUCGCCAAAGAACCAAACCGUUAUUGUCGGUGGUAAGAAGGGUUCGCUCACCAUCUACGAUAUCCGUACCAACAAGACACUCGAUAACUUUAAAGGUCAUUCUUUGAAUACUAAAUCGUUAGCACUCGACCCAACCGAAGACUUUGUUGUAUCGGGUUCAAGCGACGGAAACAUAAAGACAUGGUCACUUCCCUCGAUGACCUGUCUCGACACCAUAGAAGAUGCACACAAAAAACAAACAUUUGUUGGUCCCACAAGUGUAUUCAAGAGUUUAGUUAGUACAUAUGGUGUUAUUCAAGUUAAAAUUGAAAAUAACAAUUUAUAUUCUUGUGGUGCAGAUGGUAGAUUAACAAAGAGAAAAUAUUUAUAUAAAAAAUAA